Molecule: messenger RNA, 1715 nt
Organism: Meloidogyne enterolobii
Lineage: Eukaryota; Metazoa; Nematoda; Chromadorea; Rhabditida; Meloidogynidae
Source: the annotation of a GenBank genome assembly
GAAAAAUGAAAAUAUUUAUUAUAUUAUUUUUAUUCUUUUUAACAAUUCCUUCACAAAUAUUUGCCUGUUUUUCUUCUGGAAAUCCUGCUAAGGGCAACCCGGAAACUGAGAAGCUUACAGAAAAACCAACAAAAACAACUAAAGCAACCACAAAUCAGAAUAAAUUCAAUGAUAAAAGUGAGAAUGAGGUCAUUCCUACAGAAAAAGUUGAUCAAAGUUUUGAGGUUGAUAAAGACUUUGUUUUGGAUUAUUUAAAAGAAUUUGGACAUUUACCAAAAGAAACGGGGGCAAAAGAAGAAAAUAUAACUGAGGAGCUUGAAUAUGGAAUUAAACACUUCCAAGAAUUUAUGAAUAUUCCACCUAAAGGCAUAAUUGAUUUGCCUACAUUAGCAAGAAUGAGUUGGAAACGUUGUGGAAAUUUAGAUAAACCAAUUAAUGAUCCUCAUAUUUGGGAAAAAACUUCUCUCAAUUGGGCAAUUAAUAAUUAUCCAAACACAGGAUUCCCAAUUUCAUUGCAACAAUUAAGAGGCUUGAUUAAACAAGCAUUCAGUGCCUGGGAAAUUGUUAUAGCCAUAGACUUUAUGGAAAUUGAACAUAUUAAUGAUGCAAAUAUUCUAUUUUCAUUUGAUGAAGCUAAUGAAAAUCAAUCAAAAACUGGGCUUGGAAUAGCAACUGGAACAGCUGGACCAUUAAGCAAUAUUUGGUUAAGUAAAAAUCAAAAUUGGUCUAUUUUUCAAACACAAGAAGAGACUUUAAUACACGAAAUUGGACAUUCUUUGGGUCUUGAACAUAUUGGAGAUCCAAAUUCUGUAAUGUUUCCAAUGCUCGAAAGAAGUCCAGGGGAGCAAUUACCAGUUAUUUCAAGUGAUGACGUCACUAGAUUAAGGGCCCUUUAUGAAACUUUUCUCCCUGCAGAAUUGGAUAAAACAUCCCAAAAAUAUAAUUCAAUGGCAACACCCAGAAGUUUGCCUUCUCGUCCAGCUGGUAAGGAUAUGGCAGAAGUAUGUCCACACACAAUUACUGCUGCUACUAAUGUUUUACCUGGAAUGGUUGUUGCUUUCAAUGGACAAUAUACUUGGACAAUCAAGAAGGGUAAUAUCACGAGUGGACCAACCUUGAUAAAAGACAGAUUCCCAGAUGCCCCAGAGUUUAUUAAUGCUAGUUUCAGCACAAGUACAAUAACAAUAUUAAUUCAAGGCCAUACAUUACGUGCCAAAACCUAUCCAAAAAUGUUACAUAAUCGAAUCCUUUUUUAUCCGACUGGUGCUUUUCCUCUUUUAAAUGAAAGCAUUAUUUUAAUUAAUGGUAAAGUAUAUGCUACCUAUAAUGUUAUUAAGAAUGAACCACAUAUGCUUGGAAAUUUGGAAGAACUUUAUCCAAAUUUACCCGAUGGACUUUUAUCUGGUAUCCCAGCAACACCAGAUUUCUCUCUAUAUUAUAUGCUAACUGCAAAUUUAUGUAAAUCUUAUAUUUUAAAUUUAAAUUUAAAAUUUAAAGCCUUUGUUUACAACACACAAACAUUCCGAUUAGUAAGUACCCAAACAAUUGGUCAAUUUAUUGAAUGUGAAAAAACGGGUGUUAAUUUGCUUUUACAACAAUUUAAUUCGUUUAAUGCUCCAAUACCAACUCAAUUUAGAAAUGAAUUUCCUCAGCAUCAUAAUAGUCCACGGUUGACAAUUAAUAAUAAUUUGCCACUCGGUAUGCGCUUUGUUUAA